AUGGCCUCGAAAUCCCUUCCUAGACCUCUCCUGAGGCUGGCAGCAACAGCUCAGCAAUGUCGCUUCUACUCCAAACCCUCAGCUUCAAUGUUCAGAGCUUGCCCCGCAUCACGUCGAGCUGGUCGCAACCUGUCACGAGCCACGAGACCAGUCUUUGUUGCAGGCCAAAGACGCUCCAUUUCUGCCAGCUUGCAGCGACGCUACGCUGAUGUCGAGGAGGAAGGCUUCGACCCAGCUUCCGUCGAGCGCGAGUCCGACCAGGUCGAUGUGUGCAUCGUCGGCGCAGGUCCAGCAGGACUGAGUGCCGCCAUCCGGUUAAAGCAGCUGGCCAACGAAGCCGGGGACGAAGAAUUUCGUGUCGUCGUACUGGAAAAAGCUGGCGAGGUGGGCGCACAUAUCCUGUCCGGCAAUGUGUUGGAACCAAGAGCGAUCAAUGAGUUGAUCCCGGAUUGGUUGAGUGAGGACAACGAGAAUCGAUUUACGCAGGCCACGCCUGCUGGGUCGGAUAAAAUGCGAUUCUUGACAAAAUCAGGUGCCAUUCCUAUACCGGCGCCGCCGCAGAUGCACAACGAGGGCAACUAUAUCAUAUCUCUGAGUCAAUUUACCAAGUGGUUGGGUGAGAGAGCUGAAGAGGUGGGAGUCGAAAUAUAUGCAGGCUUUGCGGCAGCCGAGAUCCUAUACAAUAAUGAAGGCGCAGUUAAGGGUGUCGCUACGAAUGACCAGGGUGUGGGGAGAAAUGGGAAGGCAAAAGCCAGCUUUGAGCGUGGAAUGGAGUUCCACGCCAGGGUGACGCUUUUGGGCGAAGGAUGUCAUGGAAGCCUGACCAAGCAAGUGUCCAAGAAGUUUGAUCUGAGGAGAGACUGCCAGCCGCAAACCUAUGGACUCGGAGUGAAAGAGGUCUGGGAAAUCCAACCAGAAAAGUUCAAGAAGGGUGAGAUAUCUCAUACCAUGGGAUAUCCGCUGACGAAGGAUACUUAUGGUGGCGGAUGGAUGUACCACUUCGGAGACAACUUGGUAAGCCUGGGAUUGGUCGUUGGUCUCGACUAUGCCAAUCCCUGGAUAUCCCCUUACGGCGAGUUUCAGCGCAUGAAGCUCCAUCCAUUCUACAAGUCAGUGCUGGAAGGCGGCAAGUGCAUCGCGUAUGGCGCUCGCGCUCUCAACGAAGGCGGCUACCAGUCAAUACCGAAAUGUGCAUUUCCCGGGGGCGCCCUGAUCGGUGACACUGCGGGCUUCCUCAAUGUGCCCAAGAUCAAGGGCACGCACACGUCGAUGAAAUCUGGCAUGUUGGCUGCCGAAGCCGCGUAUCAAGCCCUCGCUCAUAACAAAGAAUCAAGCACCAUCUUCCUGUACAACUACGAGGACGCCCUCCGGGAAAGCUGGAUCUGGCCCGAACUCAAAGCUGUGCGCAACAUGCGACCGUCCUUCCACAACCCUUUGGGCAUCUAUGGUGGCAUCAUGUACUCUGGCCUCGAGGCCUACGUCUUCCGCGGCAUGAUGCCUUGGACAUUGAAGCACAAGCAACCGGACUGGGCGGCCACGAAACCCGCAGAUCAAUUCCCCAAGAUCGAAUACCCAAAACCUGACGGCGAGAUCACCUUUGACAUCUUGACCAGCGUGUCACGGACCGGAACGAAUCACGAAGAGGAUCAACCUGUGCAUCUCCAGGUCAAGGACUGGGAUGCUCAUGCGCAGAAGGAGUGGCCCAAGUACAAAGGCGUCGAGAACCGUUUCUGUCCCGCCGGCGUGUACGAGUAUGUGGAGGAUGACACCAAGGAUAUUGGGGUACGGUUUCAGAUCAACGCUCAGAACUGCAUUCAUUGUAAAACAUGCGACAUCAAAGUACCAGACCAGGACAUCAAUUGGCAAACUCCACAAGGUGGUGAAGGGCCAAGCUAUAGCAUUACUUGA
This is a messenger RNA of Fonsecaea multimorphosa CBS 102226, 1908 nucleotides long. RefSeq lists its product as uncharacterized. Gene Ontology annotation, cellular component: mitochondrial inner membrane. Gene Ontology annotation, biological process: electron transport chain. The coding region runs from base 1 to 1908 and encodes 635 amino acids. NCBI's taxonomy places the organism in Eukaryota, Fungi, Ascomycota, Eurotiomycetes, Chaetothyriales, Herpotrichiellaceae. Gene Ontology annotation, molecular function: electron-transferring-flavoprotein dehydrogenase activity; iron-sulfur cluster binding. The transcript is spliced from 2 exons. The record is from RefSeq and is a predicted model, not a curated record.